Vanrija pseudolonga is the source of this 1083-nucleotide messenger RNA. RefSeq lists its product as uncharacterized. Gene Ontology annotation, molecular function: thiamine pyrophosphate binding; thiamine binding. NCBI's taxonomy places the organism in Eukaryota, Fungi, Basidiomycota, Tremellomycetes, Trichosporonales, Trichosporonaceae. The record is from RefSeq and is a predicted model, not a curated record. The coding region runs from base 1 to 1083 and encodes 360 amino acids. The transcript has a single exon. Gene Ontology annotation, biological process: thiamine transport. Gene Ontology annotation, cellular component: outer membrane-bounded periplasmic space.
AUGCGCCUCUCCCUCUCCCUCCUAGCCCUUCUGGGCACCGUAGCCGCCGACAGCCUGUUCGCGUUCAACUCGAGCACGCAGGUCGAAACGCGCUCCCUCGACGAGCUGCACCAGGCCGCCCUGGCGGAAGGCGGCACCGUCGUCCUCUGGCACGGCGGCGACCUCGCGAACGGCGGCGACGACCUCAAGAAGAGCUUCGAGGCGCGCUUCCCGGGCGUGACGCUCAACGUGACUAUCGACCUGAGCAAGUAUCACGACGGCCGCGUCGACCAGGGGCUCGCGAGCAACGGCUUCCUGCCCGACAGCGUCAUCCUGCAGACGCUGCAAGACUACCCCCGCUGGGACGUCGACGGCGCGCUGCUCCGCUACAAGCCGGCCGGGUUCGACGCCAUCAACCCCGCGUACAAGGACCCCUUUGGCGCCUGGUACGGCGUGUACGUCUACUCGUGGAGCUUCAUCUGGAGCAGCGCCAAGCUGCCCAACGUCACCAUCGCCGAGUUUGCCGACUUCCUGAAGCCCGAGCUCAAGGACAAGCUCGUGCUGACCUACCCGCACGACGACGACGCAGUGCUGUACGCAUUCGACCUCGCGCUGCGGGCGUACGGCGCCGGCUUCCUCGACCAGCUCAUUGCGCAGAACCCGCGCUGGGUGCGCGGCACCGGCACGCCGUCGCUCAUCAUCCAGAACAGCACGUUUGCCGAGGCGGCAACGUUCACCUCCGACCUGGGCUACGCGCCCGUCGACGGCAUCGGCUCGACCAAGCCCGCCACGGGCCCGUUUGUGUCCUGGGCCCAGACGGCGGCCAUCCUCAAGGACGCCCCGCACCCAGAGGGCGCAAAGCUCCUGCACAACUACAUCCUCUCGCCAGAGUACCAGAACACCACGGGAUGGCAGGUCCGCGAGGACCUCCCCCUGCCCCAGGGCUUCCCCUACGCGCCCCUCGACAAGGUCAACAACACCAACCCUGUCGACUUUGCGCGCUGGAUGGAGGACCGCGGCAGGGUCGAGCGCCUGCGCUUCUGGUUUGAGGCCAAGCUUGGUACCGCGCAGGGCGUGAGCCCGCUCAUCGACCCGUUGAGCUAG